This is a messenger RNA of Paramacrobiotus metropolitanus, 1812 nucleotides long. Its product is annotated as kelch-like protein 2. The record is from RefSeq and is a predicted model, not a curated record. The coding region runs from base 1 to 1761 and encodes 586 amino acids. Lineage: Eukaryota; Metazoa; Tardigrada; Eutardigrada; Parachela; Macrobiotidae. The transcript has 7 exons. Gene Ontology annotation, molecular function: protein binding.
AUGUCGAAGCUGAACAGUUCUGAUUUGACUCAUGAUUGUCCCGCUGACACUGUGGAGCUCUUGCGCGAACUGCGUGUUCUGCAGUCAACAGGGAUCUUGUGCGAUGUCAAGUUGACAGGCAGCGACGCAUCCUCGGUGGGCAUUCCCUGUCAUCGCUGCGUGCUCACCGCGCACAGUCCUUAUUUUCGCGCGGUUUUCACCCACGAUUGGAAGGAAUCCUCGGAACCAGUGUUCCGCCUGGGCAACAUCGAUCAGCGCACGUUGAAGGAGUUGGUAGGAUACGCGUACACCAUGGACCUGAACCUCAGCGACGACAACGUGACGUCUGUUCUGAUCGCGGCGCAGUUUCUGGGGAUGACUCCGGUGGCCGCCAGAUGCUGGAAAUAUUUAGAAGAGCAUCUGUGCGUGUCCACUUGCUUGACCGUCCACGCGUUGGCCUCCCACCACCACAAUCCCCAUUUGGCCGCGGCAGCCCUGGACUUGAUCUGUCGUCACUGUCUCUCUUUGACGCAGGGCCUGGACUUUCUGCAGAUGGACGCGCAACAGGUGGCCGAGCUGUUGGCGUCGGAUGACUUGGAGGUGUCCAGCGAGGAUCAGGUGUGGGAGGCGGUGCAGCGCUGGCUGGAUCACGACCGUCCUGAACGACUGCCGCAUGUGUCCGCCGUCCUGCAGGCUGUCCGUGCGCCGUUCCUCAGCGCGGAGGCUCGACAGGAGUACGCGGCGCUUCUGGCCGUUGCGCCGGUGGGGAUCCCGUCGGGCCAGUCCGCGGAGGACGGGCAGUUGGCCGACGGGACAGCGCAAAACACCAUCCACGACAUUCAUGCGGUAAUUGUUCUGUAUUUACGAUCUGAUUCUGUGUCCACUAUGGAGCGAAUUAUUGGUGCGCAGGACGUGAUCGUAUGCGUUGGCGGUUACAGUGAUAUUCCGCAUAACGUCGAAGAUUUGGUGCACGUCAUCAACCCUUCCAUCCCGGCUGCGUGGUCCAUGAAGGCGCUGCCAGCAACCGUGGAUGGCUGCGUUGCAGAGAUGCUGGACGACCGCUGGAUGGUCAUCGCCACCGCUGAGCACAUCCGCACCGUGGCCGCCCUGCCGACACCGCGCCAUCCCAACACCGCCGGUGUGGCCGUCCUCAAUGGGCGCCUGUAUGUCAUCGGUGGCACCCAUCGUGAUGACGAGGACGAUCUGUUGGCGUGCGUGGAAGCGUACGAUUUCCUCAGCCGUUCCUGGAGUGCUGUUUCCGCGCUGCCCCACAGUACUGGCUACUGGGUAGCGGUGGCGUGUGCCGGCCGGCUGUAUGCCUUCGGCAACGACGGUAGCAGUCUGGCCUUGGCCUACGAUCCUGCCGGUGACACCUGGACCCGACUGGCCGAUAUGCCCACGCCGCGUGCCGGGGUGGCUGCCUGUGUGACGCCCAGCGGACUAAUUUACAUUGUCGGCGGAGCUGUAGGUGUCGCUCCCGGGAAUGUGGAGGAAUUGGUAGCAUGCGCGCUAGUGGAAUCCUACGACCCCACCACCAAUCAGUGGCAGAGAAAAGGAGACCUCCUCAAGAAGCGCGGUCGUCCCGGAUGUGCCUGCGUGGGCGGGAAGCUGUAUGUGCUGGGUGGAUAUGACUAUAACGAGUCAGCGAUGGUCGUCGGUGUCGAAGAGGACAGCAUCGAGGUGUACGACGAAGAGGCCGACAGCUGGGCGCUGCAUGGAUGCCGCCUGCCACUGGCCAAGCACGGCUUCAGUUGCGCUGUGAUGAAGCUAAAACCGGGCUGACCAGCAUUCGUUCAGCGAAGAAUUUUGCCAGGAUCUGGCAAUCGCUAAAUU